This is a messenger RNA of Oppia nitens, 2107 nucleotides long. RefSeq names its product lysosome membrane protein 2-like. The transcript is spliced from 8 exons. Gene Ontology annotation, molecular function: scavenger receptor activity. Gene Ontology annotation, cellular component: cytoplasm; membrane. NCBI's taxonomy places the organism in Eukaryota, Metazoa, Arthropoda, Arachnida, Sarcoptiformes, Oppiidae. The record is from RefSeq and is a predicted model, not a curated record. Bases 128 to 1885 code for a protein of 585 amino acids.
AAUUUGUAAUAAUAAUAGACAAACAAAACAACAUCAAAAAAAAAAAGUUUACCGAAAAAAAAGUCCCCGAAAAUCGGUUAUCAAACAAAACAAAUAUUUUUUUAUAAACAGUUAAAAUUGAAUUGCAAUGCAAUUGAAGUCAAUUCAGUGUUUUCUAACAUUAAUAGUGUUUGCAAUGAAACCGACCAUCAGUUCAUUGAAUGGAAAAAAAUUGCGAAAAUGUUUGACAAACAAAAAGUUUAUAACCGGCGCCGUCGGCCUAACACUACUCAUACUGUCCAUUGCCUUACAUUUAUCGUUCAGACCGCUACUCAAGACACUGAUCCAGUCGAAGAUGAAUUUGCACGAGUCGUCGGAAUUUUUCCGUUUUUGGGUCAACCCGUCGGUGCCGACCGAAGUCGGUAUCUAUUUUUUUCAUAUACUCAACCCCUACGAUGUACAAAACGGUGGUAAGACCAUCAAAGUCAAAGAAAUGGGCAAAUAUAUGUUCAAACAACAUUACGAGCGUCAAGUAAUCGGCUUCUCCGACAAUUUGGAAACAGUUACGUUUUACGAGCGCCGGUACUAUGUAUUCGACGAUGAAUUGACUACCGGUUCACUCGACGAUAAUAUUACUGUUGUUAACGCACCGUUUGCUGCUUUGGGCUCGAUAGUACCGAAAGUGAUCGACGGUCUACCCAUACCUCCCAUAUUCUCGUCACUGCCAUACCGGGCCGUCAACUCAUUCCUCGACAGCCACCAACAAACAUUGUUCAUCAAUACGACUGUCCGCGACCUAUUGUUCGGCUAUAAACUGGAUAUUCUGGACACUGCCGAAGGUUUUGCCAAUACACUGUCCAGAUUCGGUGUAAGCGACUUUAUGCCCAAAGAGUUUUUCCCGAAUAACUCGUUCGGUGUACUCAAUGGCCGCAACGGUACACUUGACGGCCCGUUCGAGGUCUACACUGGUCUGUCGGAUACCGAAGAUAUGUUCGGCUAUUUCAAGUCAUGGAAAAGUCAAACAAAACUCGACUAUUGGAAAGCCGACAGUUGUAAUCAAAUCAAUGGUACCGACGGUACUAUUUGGCCGCCGUUUGUCGAUAAGACUAAACGAUUGUAUUUCUAUGUGCCCGAUGUUUGCCGCUCACUUUACGUAACAUUUCAAGAGGAGGCCAUUCACAAGGGUAUCAAAACGUACAUAUAUUCGGCACCCGACGAUGUGAUGGCCGGUAAGGAUACGAAUCCGGAAAACGAGUGUUUCUGUAUGAACGACAACAACGACUAUCACUGUCGACUGGACGGCGUCUACGAUAUGAGCCAAUGCCAGCACGAUAUACCCAUUAUUGUCAGUUUGCCGCACUUUAUUGGCGGCGAUCGACGAAUUACUGACCGUAUCGAAGGUCUGAAACCCGAUCCUAAACUGCAUCGGCCAGUCAUACACGUGGAGCCGACGUUGGGUGCCGUCAUUCACGGCGAUAGUAAACUACAAAUGUCUAUACGUGUGCCUAAAAAUGAUUAUAUUAGGGGUUUUGAAAAUCUCGCUGACGAUCUCUAUGUACCACUGUUUUGGGGUUAUAAGAAAUUGGGUAUUUCAGAUGACUUUGCAUCAGAGCUCAAGUCAAGACUAUUCACACCGAUAAUUGUUGUCAAAUACAUAAUCAUUAUGGGAAUGAUAACCGGGUUUUCUAUGCUAUUCAUCGCACUAUUGUUGGCCUUUUUAUGCCAAACUCAGGUAUUGUCUAUAUCGUUGAUCGACGACGAGUUUAGUCGGGUGCCGACCGGCGACUAUUCAUCAUCGGACGGCACCACUACCGACACCAUCGACACGCAUAAGCUGUGCUCCAAUAGGUCUUCAUAUCAGGAGUUGGAACUACUGAUGAAGACUAGUCCCGAAACUAUAAUUUAGUGAUUAUUUUAAUUUAAUUAAAUUAAUUUUGAUUUUAUGAAAAUAGAUAUAAUUAAUUAGUCUGUUGUAUAUAUUUAUAUAUAAGAAAUAAUUUAAUUGAUUAUUAAUUUUUUUUUAGUUGUUAUUUGUCUCUGAAAAAAACAUAAGAUUUAAUUUUAAUGUAAUUAUUAUAUCGCCAAAUGUCUAGUUUUUUUUGAGACAUACUUAUAUUUUAUAUAUAUA